This is a messenger RNA of Drosophila busckii, 1592 nucleotides long. RefSeq names its product ADP,ATP carrier protein. The record is from RefSeq and is a predicted model, not a curated record. The transcript has 4 exons. Bases 110 to 1009 code for a protein of 299 amino acids. Gene Ontology annotation, molecular function: ATP:ADP antiporter activity. Gene Ontology annotation, biological process: mitochondrial ADP transmembrane transport; mitochondrial ATP transmembrane transport. Gene Ontology annotation, cellular component: mitochondrial inner membrane. Lineage: Eukaryota; Metazoa; Arthropoda; Insecta; Diptera; Drosophilidae.
UAUCGUUCGUUAAGUGAACAACACCGGCUAUUUCAGCGGCAAGUGGGAAAUUCUGCAAAAGAAGUUUUUAUUCUGUGACUUUUGUAAGAAGUUUAAUAACUAAAGCAAAAUGGGCAAGGAUUUUGAUGCUAUGGGAUUCGUCAAGGACUUCGCUGCCGGAGGUAUCUCCGCAGCUGUCUCAAAGACUGCCGUCGCACCAAUUGAGCGUGUGAAACUGCUGCUGCAGGUUCAGCACAUCUCGAAACAAAUCAGCCCCGAUAAGCAAUACAAGGGUAUGGUUGAUUGCUUUGUCCGCAUUCCAAAGGAACAAGGUUUUGCUUCAUACUGGCGCGGUAACUUGGCCAACGUUAUUAGAUAUUUCCCAACUCAGGCUUUGAACUUUGCCUUCAAGGACAAGUACAAGCAGGUCUUCUUGGGUGGUGUUGACAAGAACACCCAGUUCUGGCGUUACUUCAUGGGCAACUUGGCCUCCGGUGGUGCCGCUGGUGCUACUUCUCUGUGCUUCGUCUACCCAUUGGACUUUGCUCGUACUCGUCUGGCUGCUGAUACCGGCAAGGGUGGCCAACGUGAAUUCACCGGUCUGGGCAACUGCUUGACCAAGAUCUUCAAGAGUGACGGCAUCGUUGGCUUGUACCGCGGUUUCGGCGUCUCUGUCCAGGGCAUCAUCAUCUAUCGUGCUGCAUACUUCGGCUUCUACGAUACUGCCCGCGGCAUGUUGCCCGAUCCCAAGAACACACCCAUCUACAUUAGCUGGGCCAUCGCUCAGGUUGUUACAACUGUUGCUGGUAUUGUGUCCUAUCCCUUCGAUACUGUGCGUCGUCGCAUGAUGAUGCAGUCUGGUCGCAAGGCUACCGAGAUCAUCUACAAGAACACAAUCCACUGCUGGGGAACCAUCGCCAAGCAGGAGGGCACUGGUGCCUUCUUCAAGGGUGCCUUCUCCAACGUUCUCAGAGGCACUGGCGGUGCUUUCGUGCUUGUGCUGUACGAUGAAAUCAAGAAGUUGAUGUAAAUUAAAUUAUUAAAUUAUUCAAACAACAAACAAUACAAUACCAUACAAAAACCACUACCAGCUAAUUAAUGUUAUAUUAUAUGAAAUGAAAAGCAACAACAGCCGCUUAUAAAGUUUGAAAAUAACAACUUCAAAACAACAACAACAAAAUAGCGUUUCUAUAAGAAUAAUAACUGGAAUAUAAUUUAAUUGCACUUGCGCGAGUUAGCAAAAUAAACAAAAACACGCAAAAUAACAUCAAUGAUGGCCAGACAAACAGCAACACACGCAAAACAACAAGUAAAAAAGAAAGGAGGAUACGUGAGAGGAUUUAAUAAAAAAAAAAAGGAAGCGUCAACGGCAACAUUCGAUAUCCACACACAAUUUUAAGCAAUUUUCCACAGACAAAGCCCCCAAAUAUGACGAACAACUAUAGGAGGACCUCUAUCAUUUAUAAUUAUAGUAUUUCUUGUUAAGUUCGACAGUAAAAAAAUUGCCGUUGUUCGUGGAUAACGUUUGUUGCUGGAGCGCAAUGCCAAAACCUCGAAACUGCCCCACACACCUUUUAAGCAGAAUGUUUAGCAAACCAAUACAACAAAAACAA